AUGAUCGUCCUAUUGCAAACAAUAUUAACAGUAAUUAGUGCAGUCAUAUGCCAAGAUUUUGUAAAUUUCCCUCCCUUCAAUUACACUACCGGAGACAGCUUUGAUGACUGCGAGCGACGUUUCCCAGUAGAGUCAACCGAAUAUUCGGUGAUUCAAGCAGUCGGUGGAGAACGAGCAUUUCAAGGAGAGUUUCAACAUAUGGCCGCCAUCGGAUGGACCAGAUCCGCUGGAAGAAUUGAUUAUCUUUGUGGAGGAAGUUUGAUAACAUCGAAAUUUAUUCUGACAGCGGCUCAUUGUGCUGUGGAUGCCAACCAUAUUCCACCAGACACCACUCGAUUGGGAGACACGGAUCUUGGUAGUAAAGAAGACGACAAAAAUGCGCAACAAGUUGGAAUCGCUCGCAUCAUCAAACAUCCGCAAUACCGUGAGUCAAGAAAGUACCAUGAUAUUGCGCUAGUCGAGUUGCAGGAACAGUGGUGGAUAAACGACGCGAUCAACAAUGCGUGUGUAUGGGUGGAAUCAUACGCACCUAGUGAUUUGCUGGAGGCGGUGGGCUUCGGUGCGCUUGGAUUCGGGGAGAUGUUAAGUCCCACCUUGCAGAAGGUUCAACUUCGAGCACUGGACACGGCGACAUGUGCUGAACGUAUCCCAACGGAUCGUCGUCAAAUGCCCGAAGGAUUGCGAGCGGAUCAGAUGUGUGCACACAGUGAAACCAUGGACACUUGUGAAGGCGAUUCCGGAGGUCCACUUCAAACGGAGCUGCACGAUGUGUUUGGCAAUGCAUAUCCCCUGUUGGUUGGUGUUGUAUCAUUUGGAACUCCCUGUGCCGAAGGAUCAACGGGAGUCUACACAAGAGUGAGCUCGUACUUGGAUUGGAUCGAGAAGGAAGUCAAUCAGUCGCUUAGUUAUGAAGCAUGUACCAGAUUUAGCAGGGAAAACCGUAAACAGAAUCCCUCAAUAUCUGCUACAAUCGAGGAAAACAGGCCUUUCUAUCGCGUUGGACUGCUAUGGGAGAAACAAGAGUCAGACAUCUAUCAGUGUGGAGGAGUUGUAAUCGAUUAUCAGUAUGUCCUUACAUCAGCAGACUGUGUCACGUCCAGCAGGGGUCAUCCAAAGUUUGUAACAUCAGCCCAAGAUGCUGAACGUGCCCCAGUUGAGGAAGUAUUUGUUCAUCCUCGAUUUAUUAAAGGAAAACCUUAUUUUGAUAUAGCUGUUAUAAAGAUAGAGAAAUACGCAAAUCCGAAAGAAAGUCUUCCAGUUUGUCCGUGGAAUGAACAGCUGUAUGGCAAUUGGAGCCAGAGCGUGCUUCUGUUUGGAGCAACCAUUCCAGAUCUAAUUUCGAAAACUUCUGAACUUCGCAGCUAUAUACAGUCAACAGUGCAUGCAGAUAAAAGAUGCACCGCACAAACGGAUCUGAUCUGUAUCAGCCGUGAAGUGGCGUUGAUACCUGGGUUGUGUAAGGUUGAUUACGGAGGUCCUGUUAUGACUGACCUUUAUGUGAAGAAUUUUAAAGUUCUUGGUAUACUGUCUCGAGCCACGAGCCAAGGAUGUGACAGCAACAUUAUAUUCACCAGUAUUGAACCUCAUAGGCAAUGGUUAGAGUCGAUUAUAUUUAACAAAUUACAUGAGCGGCUUAUAUUUAGCAAUUGA
Anopheles marshallii is the source of this 1650-nucleotide messenger RNA. Its product is annotated as polyserase-2-like. Lineage: Eukaryota; Metazoa; Arthropoda; Insecta; Diptera; Culicidae. The record is from RefSeq and is a predicted model, not a curated record. Gene Ontology annotation, biological process: proteolysis. Bases 1 to 1650 code for a protein of 549 amino acids. The transcript has 5 exons. Gene Ontology annotation, molecular function: serine-type endopeptidase activity.